AUGUUGAAAGAUAAAACAGAAGCUUACAAUGCAGUGUUCGAAGAAUGGGUUAAAUCUGGAAUAAUCGAAGAAGUACCAGAAGAGGAGAAAAGUGUGCACAGCCAUUACCUUCCACACAGGCCGAUAUUCAAAGAGAACUCUACAACAUCCAUAAGACCAGUUUUUGACGCUUCGUGUAAGCAGAAAAAGUUUCUUUCCCUUAACGACUGUCUCGCAAAAGGUGAAAAUUUAAUUGAAUUAAUACCAAGCUUGCUUCUUGAUUUCAGAGGAGGAAAAAUAGGAGUUAUUUCAGAUAUCAAAAAAGCUUUUCUUCAGAUAUCUAUUCAAAAAAAUGAUCGUGAUUUUCUGAGAUUCCUGUGGUGGAAAGACUCUGAACAAAAGGAAAUAAGAGAAUUUCGACACUGCAGAGUAGUUUUUGGAUUAAAAUGCAGCCCAUUUUUAUUAGGUGCAGUGAUUAAUUCGCAUUUGGAUCAGUGUGAUAUUUCUCUAAAAGAAACAGCUUCAAAAUUGAAAUCUUCAUUUUAUGUUGAUAACUGUGUCACCUCAGUCAAUUCGAAUGAAGAAGCAGAAGAUUUUAUUACAAAGUCAACUCGAUUGAUGGCAAGUGGUAACUUCGACUUGAGAGGGUGGGAGCAGACAGAGAAGAGCAAUGUGAAAUCGACAAUAAGUGAACCACUAAAAGUUCUUGGUCUUAUGUGGGAUAAGUUUGAAGAUUCACUGUUUUGUGACAUACCUAAUAUCGACUUAGAUGACAUCAUAGUGACAAGACGAAACGUGUUAUCAAUUGCACAGAGAAUCUUCGACCCAAUCGGUUUUAGCUGCCCUUUCACGCUUCGACCAAAGAUAUACUUGCAAAAUAGUUGGGAAACUAAAUUAAGCUGGGAUGCAGAGCUGCCUGAGGAAAUCCAAAGAAAAUUCUUGAAAUGGGUUAAAGAAUUGCCCUUGUUAGCAUCAGUAAAGAUUCCUAGGCAAGCUACUCAGACCGAUGGGCAGUCUUUUAGCCUCCAUAUAUUUUCCGAUGCUUCACAGGGAUCUUAUGCGAGUGUAGUAUUUUUAAGAAGCCAAAAAUCAGAUGAAGUUAAAGUGACAUUAUUGCAAGCUAAAGCCAGAGUAGCUCCGUUGAAGAAAAUAACUAUACCAAGACUUGAAUUGCUUGCUUGUCUUAUUGGAGCAAGAUUGGCUUCAUUCAUUAAGAAGAACCUCAAGAUCGUAAUUUCAAAAGAGUAUUACUGGACCGACUCUUCAACAGCACCUUCUGGAUAA
Messenger RNA from Argiope bruennichi, 1263 nucleotides. RefSeq lists its product as uncharacterized. Lineage: Eukaryota; Metazoa; Arthropoda; Arachnida; Araneae; Araneidae. The transcript has a single exon. Bases 1 to 1263 code for a protein of 420 amino acids. The record is from RefSeq and is a predicted model, not a curated record.